Molecule: messenger RNA, 2154 nt
Organism: Galleria mellonella (greater wax moth)
Lineage: Eukaryota; Metazoa; Arthropoda; Insecta; Lepidoptera; Pyralidae
Product: serine/threonine-protein phosphatase 2A regulatory subunit B'' subunit gamma-like
Exons: 7
Coding region: 69-1508 (479 amino acids)
Biological process (GO): regulation of dephosphorylation; microtubule cytoskeleton organization; positive regulation of B cell differentiation
Cellular component (GO): spindle; centrosome
Source: RefSeq, a predicted model, not a curated record
CACAAUACAAACUAAAAAUAAUCACAACAUAUCUAAUUGUUUAUUUUUAGAAAUUAUAACAGAAAACAAUGUCUGAUAGUCCUAAAGAGGCAAAGAUUGAAGAUAAAACUAAUAACAACGUGUCUAAUGAGACCAAACCACUGGAUGAAGAGCAAGUCAAGCUUAAUAAUGAACUUAAAAAUCGCUUGCGAAAAUAUAUUAAAAAAUUGGAUGACACUGGUGCAAGUAUUUCAAAAAAAGAAAGUGAAAAGUUAGAAAUAGAAACAUUCAAACAAUUAUACAAACCCAAAUUGGAUUCUGAUGAAGAAUCCUACAAGAAGAUACCCAAAUUCUACUUCAAAUUGCCUCGUCCUGAUGAAGUUCUUGCACAGAAACUGAGAGAAGAGACCCGAGCACAGUUUUUACAGAAGAAAAGUAAAGAACUGCUGGAUAACAGUGAAUUGAAACAUCUAUGGAGUCUGAUAGAGAAAUCUAAUGGUAGCUAUAGCAUGGCUAACAGCGAUGAGCUGACAAUUGACUAUUUUCAAUUUAAGAAGAUCAGAGAUGAAGCUGGUCCCAAAUAUAGACCAUACUUUACAGCGGAAGUAUUUGGGCGCCUGCAAGCAGCCGAGGGUGGUGUGGGCCGCGUCCGAGGAGUGUCGCUGUUUAACUACGUCAUGCGACGGGUGUGGCUGCAGCAGACCAGGAUCGGACUGUCUCUAUACGAUGUCACUGGUCAGGGAUACUUAACUGAGCAUGAUUUGGAAAGUUAUAUAGCGGAGUUGGUGCCGUCGCUGGCGGCUCUGGACGGGCUGGAUUCCUCGUUCAGCUCAUUCUAUGUGUGCACGGCAGCAAGGAAGUUCCUCUUCUUCCUAGACCCGCUGAGAGUCGGUCGUGUGAGGAUACGAGAUGUGCUGAGUUGCUCGUUCCUUGAUGAUUUACUUGAGCUGCGAGAAGAAGACCUUCCUAUGGAGCUGCAGGAGCAGAACUGGUUCAGCGCCGCGUCCGCGCUGCGCGUGUACGGACAGUACCUCAACUUGGACAGGGACCACAAUGGCAUGCUCAGUAUUAACGAAUUGGCCGGCUACGGUUCAGGCACAUUGACACAGGCAUUCUUACAAAGGGUGUUCCAACAGUGUCUCACGUACGAUGGAGAGAUGGAUUACAAAACGUACCUAGAUUUGGUGCUAGCCCUGGAGAACAGGAGGCAGCCGGCAGCACUGGCAUACUUGUUCCGAGUCCUCGAUAUCAACUCACAGGGCUACUUGGACGCAUUCACACUUAACUAUUUCUUUAAGGCAAUUCAAGAACAAAUGGUCGCCCACGGCGCGGAACCGGUCAACUUCGAUGACGUGAAAGACGAAAUCUUUGACAUGAUUCGACCGCAGCAUCCCUCGCGCAUCACGCUCCAAGACCUCCUCCAUAGUGGGCACGGACAUACUGCGGUCUCGAUACUCCUGGAGCUGCAUGGGUUCUGGGCUUACGAGAAUAGGGAGGCGCUAGCGGCCGCCGGGGACCAUAACGCCUGACAAAUAAGAUAUAAAUUUGAAGAUAGGAGGAAAUUCUCUUGGCGGUAGAUUUAAUGGAUGAGCUCUGUCAGGUCGACCUCCACAUGGUCUCCCUUAAAAAUUUUAUGGUUAAAUCCUAACAAAUUUGUCGCUAUGGUCUUACUGACCCGACUUCGUAAAUAAAUAAAAUAAAAUAGCCUUGUAUUCAGAGGUACAGGCUUACUAAUAUUGUGCUUAUUAAAAUUUCAUAUUUAUUUGAAAGAAAGAAAGAAAAAAACUUUAUUUUACAAGAAAUAUGCGACGACACCCACACAGGGGUUAAAAAAAUCCAUAUAUUAAGAAUUAUAAUAAAGAAACAAAACAAAAAAUAUUUAUAAAAAAAAACAUUUACAAAAAAUAUUUACAAAAAAUAUAUCAUACUUACCAUCGUUAAUAAAUUGAUAUAUACUAAUAUAUGAUACAUUCCUAAUUUAUUUUUUAGGUUGUUUUUUUGGCUCUUUAAUAAUUUACUAUUUGUAAUAAUUAUAAUAAGUUUGCUUCUAAAUAUGUGUUUGCCAGUUGGCAGACCUAAUUCCUCACUUGUAAUCCUUAGCAUAUACCAAUAGCAUAGAUGUGGGAUGGGUUACCAUUUCAUUUACAACUUUAAAAGUGGAUGACCCAUAUAGGA